AUGGACCAAAAGACUGACGCAUCUACAACGCUUACACUUCCUACUAUCAAGGAUAGUGAAGAUAUAGGCAAACCAACUGAUUCUUCCACGAAAUAUAAAUCCCCUAUUAUGAGGGAUUAUUUAGAAGCCGAAAAGUCAUCUUAUACUUCUGCACAAUAUAUUGACUCUACUACGAGUGAUUUAACAGGUGGAGAUAAAGCACCGAACGAUACCUCAAAUAAUAAGUACCCAUAUGUGAAAGGCUUCUUUCAUUUAUUUAAUUCGUCAGACCCUUUGACAAGUGAUAAAGUUGCUACCACUGGAGAGAAAAAGGUAGAGUCAACAAACGAUUCGACGACGGAUAACUCUCCGGAUAAACUAAAAGAAAAUGAAGUGAAGGAUGCCAUACCAAACACAGGAACGUAUCGCAUAGGUCCAGCUUUAUAUAAUGAACAGAGAACAAAAAAUCUAUCACCGUUUGCCUCAACCAAGAUCAAUUCUCCAGUAGGAAUCAGAAUUGAUGAUAAAGGAGAUGAAUCCUUAAAUUUUGGAACUGAGGACACCCACGUUGGUUUGUUAAAAGAGCAUGAUAAGAAUAACGCAACAGAAAACGAAGCAGAAAAUGUUGAAACCCCAAAUGAUCUAACAGAAUCUAAAAAGAAAGAUGAAAAGAAAAUUGGUUCCUGGAAACAUUCGUAUCCAAAUGUAGCUAAACCUGACACGAAAGACCCAUUUGCUUAUAGGGUGCGGAAGUACCAAGAUCCUAAGAAAUACACUUACCCUAAGGAAAAGGAGUCCGAAAACGAAAAGGUGGAUCAAAAAUCAGAUGCUACUUUGAAGGACCCAGCUUCUCCUUUCAAUGUGAAUAAAAGUGAAUCAGCAGGAACAAAUGCUGAGUCAAAUGACAAUUCUCAUGUUAGAUUAGAAGAGGAAACUAGUGAAAAACCAUCAGCAGCCAUUUCUUCAAUUGAUAAAUAUCCUGUUAUAGAAGAACCGGAAGAAUUGGAGUACGAACACGAGGGAGAAGAUGAAGACAGACAUGGAGCAUCGAAAGGGCAUUACCAGAAUGGAGUAGAUGAUUAUGGGGAAGACGAAGACCAAGAUUGGUAUGAAGAAUCAACAGGUAAAUACCGACAUGGAUUAGAUGACUAUGAGGAAGACGCAGACCAAGAUUGGUAUGAAGAACCAAGAGGUAAAUACCGACAUAGAUAUGAUGACUAUGAGGAAGACGAAGAGCAAGAUUGGUAUGAAGAACCAACAGGUAAAUACCGACAUAGAUUUGAUGACUAUGAGGAAGACGCAGACCAAGAUUGGUAUGAAGAACCAAGAGGUAAAUACCGACAUAGAUUAGAUGAUUACAAAAGGGAGCAUGGAGAGGAAGAAGACACAUAUGGAUAUGAAGAUUCAAAAGAUGAAUAUUAUAAUGGAAUUGACGAUUAUGAAGAUUACGAAGAGUACGAAGAUGGGUAUGAAGCAUUGAAGGAUGAACAUCGCGGUGGAGUAGAUGAUUAUGAGGAAUAUGGGCAUAUGUAUGAAGAUCCAAGAGAUGGAUACCAUUACAUGUCGGACGGCUAUAAUGGAGAUAGUGAAGAGGAACAACACAGAGCAGGGUUUGAAGGGUCAACAAGUGAUUAUGACUACACGUCAGAUGAUUAUGAGAGUGAACAUGAAGAGGGUGAAAGAGAACAAAGGUAUGAAGAAUGGGUAGAGAGACAUCCCGAUGGGUUAGGUGAAGCUGUAAAGGGAGAAGCUGUAAAGGGAGAAACUGUAAAGGGAGAAACUGUAAAGGGAGAAACUGUAAAGGGAGAAACUGUAAAGGGAGAAACUGUAGAGGGAGAAACUGUAGAGGAAGAAACUGAAGAGGGAGAAUCUGAAGAGGGAGAAUCUGAAGAGGGAGAAACAGAAGAUGAGAUUGAAGAAUCGAAAAAAAAAUAUGGACCUGAAAUACCUUCAAAUGUUUUAGAAGACUGGGAAGAUUCCGAUGAAGAGAUAUAUACGAAAACUUCAAAUUCGUCAUCAAGUAAAAAAGACCAAAAUAAUAAAAAGAAGAACGAAAAGAAGAACAAAAAGAAGGGAAAAAAGAAAAGGAAAUGUUACCUAUUCUGUUUGUUCUAG
Molecule: messenger RNA, 2094 nt
Organism: Plasmodium cynomolgi strain B
Lineage: Eukaryota; Apicomplexa; Aconoidasida; Haemosporida; Plasmodiidae
Exons: 2
Coding region: 1-2094 (697 amino acids)
Source: RefSeq, a predicted model, not a curated record